Molecule: messenger RNA, 3225 nt
Organism: Fonsecaea erecta
Lineage: Eukaryota; Fungi; Ascomycota; Eurotiomycetes; Chaetothyriales; Herpotrichiellaceae
Exons: 1
Coding region: 1-3225 (1074 amino acids)
Biological process (GO): phosphatidylinositol dephosphorylation
Cellular component (GO): intracellular membrane-bounded organelle
Molecular function (GO): phosphatidylinositol-3,5-bisphosphate 5-phosphatase activity
Source: RefSeq, a predicted model, not a curated record
AUGGAAUCCUUCAGAGAGUUCGUUGCCAAUCAGGUUCUGGUUAAAUCUGGCGAGGGCUAUGCAGAUACCACCGAAGAUGGCUCCGCCAAUGGUACGGACGGACAGGGCACAAAUGAAGUCGAGAUUGGCAAGAACGCUCCUCACACCGUGGAGGUCAACAAGUCCAAUUCGGACGAGACGGAGAAGACACUGCCUCAGAAAUAUCCUCAGCUGUCAAAUAACCCCCCAGAAUCUCCACCUUUAGCACCAGGCCAAAGGCAGGUUGAGGAUGAUGAGGACGAAUUUGAUCUGUCCAAGUCCUUUCAACGCACAGCGAGCCCGUCUCCGACGGCACUGCAGCGUAAUAGGGGCGCACUGGUCAGCAAAGUGGGAGAAGAAGGCGUCAGCAAGAUGCACAAAUUUACUCUCCACGAGACCGCCAACUAUUACUACAUUGUUGGUUCAGACCUGCUCGACUCAGCCUUCCGGAUAUUGAAGAUCGAUCGGACUUCAGAACCUGGCGAGCUCAAUAUUACGGAAGACGACAUUGUGUACACCAAGAAGGAGACCCAACAGAUUCUCAGUGCCAUUGACGAAGGGAAUCGAGCGACGGGCGGGCUGAAGAUCAAAACCAGCUUCUGGGGCCUGCUCGGUUUCAUUCGCUUCACGGCCCAAUAUUACAUGUUGUAUGUCACCAAAAGGAGUCAAGUGGCCAUGAUCGGUGGCCAUUAUAUCUACCAGAUUGACAAGACGGAACUCAUGCCUUUGGUAACGGCGGCAUCUACGCGAACAAAGUCGGAUCGACACCUCGAAGAAACACGGUUUGUCGGUAUCCUGAACAACCUCGAUCUCACCAGGUCGUUCUAUUUUAGCUAUUCGUACGAUGUCACUCGAACGUUACAGCACAACAUCAUGCGAGAACGGCAAGCACUCCAGGAGGGACUGACGCAACCUCACAAGCCGGACCACAAUGAUAUGUUUGUCUGGAACCACCAUCUCUUGCAACCCGCCAAAGAAGUUCUCAAGAAUCCGUACGACUGGUGCUUAUCGGUGGUGCAUGGCUACGUCGACCAGAGCGCCUUGUCAGUGUAUUGGGGCCGGGUCGUUUAUGUGACGAUCAUCGCCCGUCGGUCGAGAUUCUUUGCCGGCGCCAGAUUCCUGAAGCGAGGUGCCAAUGACCUUGGAUACGUGGCCAACGAUGUGGAAACUGAGCAAAUCGUUUCCGAGAUGCUGACCACUUCAUUCCACGCCCCGGGUCCGGAGCUGUUCGCGAACAACAAAUAUACUUCCUACGUGCAGCACCGUGGCAGCAUCCCACUACAUUGGACUCAAGACAGCACAGGGGUCUCACCGAAACCUGAUAUUCAUCUUAACGUGGUGGACCCCUUCUUCAGUGCUGCUGCCCUUCACUUCGACAAUCUCUUCAAGCGGUACGGCACGCCCAUCUACGUGCUCAACCUGAUCAAGGCGCGCGAGCGCACCCCGAGAGAGUCCAAGCUGCUCAAAGAGUACACUCUCGCUGUCAACUAUCUCAACCAAUUCUUGCCCAAAGACAAGCAGAUUGUGUAUCAUGCCUGGGAUAUGAGUCGUGCAUCAAAGAGUAGAGAUCAAGAUGUCAUCGGCAGCCUUGAGGCAAUAGCGGAAGAUAUCCUCCCGCGGACGGGCUUCUUCCAGAAUGGCAGUGACGAGGAAUCGGGUCUCCGGCUUCAAACAGGUGUCGCAAGAACCAACUGCAUCGACUGUCUCGACCGGACCAACGCCGCGCAAUUUGUCAUUGCAAAGAAGGCUUUUGGUUAUCAACUUCAGGCGUUAGGAGUGAUUGAGCAUCCAUCGGUCGAGUACGACUCUGAUGCCGUGAACCUGUUCACCCACAUGUGGCACGACCAUGGCGACACGAUAGCCGUGCAGUAUGGUGGCUCACAUCUGGUCAACACUAUGGCCACCUACCGCAAGAUCAACCAGUGGACGAGCCAUUCGCGUGACAUGGUCGAGAGCUUCAAGCGCUACUACAACAACUCGUUCAUGGACGCCCAACGGCAGGAAGCGUACAACCUUUUCUUGGGAAACUACGUCUUUGCCCAGGGCCAGCCCAUGCUUUGGGACCUCACCACAGACUACUACUUGCACCACUCCGACCCGCGUUCGAUGUUUGGGAAACGGAGACCGAGUUAUCGGCACUGGUACACGGAUGAUUAUCUCGACCCGCCGCAAAUGCCACCGUCACUGUGGCCGCGUGAGCUGCGCGACCGACCGUUGUCGUAUUUCGAUGACUAUUGGGUCGAAUACUACCGCCCCCUCGCCAUCUCUUCAUUCCGGAAGCUCUUUCCUUUCAAGAUGCGCUCGAAUUUACAGUACAUCCCGAUCAGCUCGACGUCGGUGGGAAAAUACGACCUCAGCCCGUUUCGGGUGCGGACGGCGAAUGACAGCGACGGAGAAGGACAUGACAAAGGGCCAGGCACUCGGAAGGGUGUGAAGAUAAUUGCGCCGUCGGAUGAUACAACGUCCACGGUCGGAGGAGAAACGAUGCUGUCGUCCGCCGACGGACGUCUAAAACCGGCCACUCCUGCAGCAAUUGAGCCGACUCCGAAACCCAGCACUUUGGGGCCUUGGCUCGAUGCACAGCAGCAACUUCACAACGCCCUGAGAGGCCGCCGAUACACCGGGAUCAUCAAGGAGCCAUCCUUUGAAGUCCAGUCAACCUCGGUGCCUAAAAUUCCGAGACUGCCGACCACCACCAGUAGCGACCUGACUAACAGUUCUGUUCUACUGGGCCCGCCCACAAAAGCCGAACUGGCCCUUGAUGCCUUCACAUCCCUGAUUGAAAACUCUCUCAACCCGCAGGUGCGCCAGUUGGACGAGUAUCAGCGCUACGUCGCACACCCAUCGACCAUUCCGUUGGUGGUGUCCAGCGACAUUGACUACUCCUCGGCGCCACUCGAAUUCCUCGAGUACCUGUCCAAAACCACCUCUGACCCGGCCGAUCACAAGGUGCUCAGGCACUUCGACGACGAACGAGGUGCGGUGACUCUGACGAUGGAGGAGAGAGCUGAAGCCAGUAUUGAUGAGUAUUACGAGUACGUGGCGAGUGGGCAGGUGGAGGAACCGCUGACCGUGAAGGAAGAGGACGGCGGGAAGAAGCGGUACAAGGCGUAUAGGAAGUGGUUGAGGGGCAAGAGUCUGUUCAAACAGAGGCCCGUCGUUGGCGACGAGGUGUCAGGAAAUGCCGAUGGACCGGUCGUCGGGUAG